GUUCUCUGCUACUCAGCCACCUCACUAAACGCCCACCACAGCCUGUCCCCAUAUUGAAAUACAUUUAAAACAUAGAGUAGAUCCCCUAUCCGAUAAGCAUCUCCAUGAUAAAACAUUACUCACAACCUUACAAUAACACAAAUGUCAAUAUUGAACAUCAAAAUGAUCCCAAUCAAAGACAACCAAGAUGUUGCCUGUUUUUUUCUCACAAAAUUAUCAUGGAAAGGAAAAUACAAACGUAUAUUUUCCAUUGGUACAAUGGGAAUCACAACCUACAAUCCCAACACUUUGGAAGUCACAAAUAAAUGGGCGUACUGUGAUAUAAUAUCAGUGACACCCAUCCGAGGCACCACUACUGAACUACAAUUAACCAUGAAGAAAGAUCGCAAAACUGAUACAAUGAAAUUCUCUACAGAGCAGAGGUCUUAUUUGAUGACAGAAGCUUUAAAAUAUAGGCAUUUAUUCUCUGAAAAGCCAAAGGAAAUUUUGAGAUAUAAUGCCUACAAACAUCACUGGUCUGAUGUUCGUUUACCUGUUAUCUUAGAAGUUACACCAUAUUCAUUGGAUCAAUUGGAUCCAACCACAAACCAUGUCUUAGCCAGUUAUUUUUUUAAGGAUAUGGUGGGAUUCAUUGUAAUUUCUGAUUAUCCAGGUGGUUUUGUUGUGGCUUGCCAAGAGUUCAGUAGGUUGCAUUUAUUCCAGUCUGUUAACUGUGAGGAAAUAAAGCAGAAGAUCCAAGAAAGCGCUCUAGCAAAUCUAGCUAUCAAAAUUACUGUGCCCAAAGAUCACAUCACUUUGGAGGACUUCCAAUGUCAGAGAUUCGGUUUAUAUAGCGAUGAUGAUCAUUUAACAUCAGUAUCAGAAUUUUCAGUUUAUAAAAUCCACAAAACUAGGCACACUGAACCGGUGAAAAGAACUCUCUGUUUAUCCGAAACUUGUCUCCUCGAAAGAGAUCCUCAGACUUACAGUGUGGUCACGCUGCGACCGCUUUGUCACAUCUUUGCUUUAGUGCGAUAUAAUGACAAUCCUCAAAUGUUUAGCAUAGAAUAUCUGAAUGGACACGUCAGAACUUACAACGCAACGGACAGGGAUUCUUUGCUCGCUUCUUUGUUAGAUGGUGUUAGAGCUAGCGGGAAUAAGGAUGUGCAUAUCACUAUGAUUCCAACGGAAAGAGGUUUAAGAUUCGGACCUUUGAGUAUUCCUAUCGAAGAGGAAGUUGAGACCAUUCACAUUAAAUUCUUUCAAAAUCCUCCACCAAAGCUCACGUUUACUGAAUGCGUUAGGCGAUUUAACGCGAACGCUCCAUACAGUGGUCUGCGAUAUAGCGUAACCCAAGAUGGAAUCUUUUCUGAAAAUAAGGAAAAAUUGAUUACCGGCGCUCUUCAAGCUUUGGUGCAAAAGGAAGGAGAUCAACAUUCAAUUACAGCUGUGGAAUUGGAAGCUCAAUUCCAGGCUCUACGGAGAUUGCUGGCCAGUAAAGUUGGAUAUGCCGCAUUCACAUCAUUGGCGGGAUUUCGAGAAUCUAUUGGUAUUAAGGUAGUAACUGCUUUGAAGAGAAACGAUAAUGGAGUAACUCAUGCUGCAAUUGAUGUAAUCUGCGCGCUAAUGCACCCUACGCACGAUGGAUACGAGUUGAGGCAGGAACAAUUAAAUAAGUCUUCGCUUCUAUCAACAAAGACAUUCCUUGAAAGUUUACUGAAUAUGUGGACGACGCACGUGAAUCAAGGAACUGGAACUUUGGUAGUUUCUGCAAUGUUGGAUUUCUUGACAUUUUCUCUCUGCGUACCGUACAGCGAGACUACCGAUGGAAAGCACUUUGAUUCAUUGCUUGAAAUGGUUGCCGAUCGCGGAAGAAUCCUUUUCAGAUUAUUCCAACAUCCAUCUAUGGCUAUAGUCAAGGGCGCUGGUUUGAUAAUGCGCGCUUUGAUCGAAGAAGGUGAAAAUGAAGUAGCUUCCAGGAUGCAAACCUUGGCGCUUGCGGAAGGCGCUCUUCCUAUACAUCUUCUAGCCUCUCUAUUCACAUCAGGUUCUGACGGAAGACUCUUAACUCAUAGACAAUUAUCGCGUCAUUUAAUUGGUCUAUGGGUGACUGGAAAUCCAACUGCAAUGGGUUUACUGAGAAGAAUUAUGCCAACCGGUCUAAUCACUUUCCUAGAUUCUGCGGAGAAAGUCCCUGAUCGUGCCUUGGAACAAGAAAUGCUCAAUCACAGGGAUAAUUUAAAGAUUGCUGUGGAUCAUUCGAACAAGCAUAGGAAGGGACCUAACUGGGCCGCGAUGGAGAAACAGUUGAAGGUGGUAGAAAAGAAGUUGGAGCAUUGGGGUGCUCAGAUAGGAAUUGUCGUUGAGAGGAAAGAAAAAAUGAGGGAAAGGCCGAUCGUGUUGAGACGUCGAAGGGAACGGGUCAAGGCCGAAGCCAACUGGCAGAUGUUCUAUUGGAAAUUCAAUCAAGAUCACGCCUUGCCAAACCUAAUAUGGAACCAUAAAACUAGGGGAGAAUUACGAAGUGCCUUGGACAAGGAAAUAGCGACCUUCGUCUUGGAUAGGGAACUGGCUGGAUCGGCUCUUGUAGCUUGGAACCACCAAGAGUUUGAUUUGACCUAUCAAUGUUUAGCAGAUGAAGUCAAAAUAGGCGAUUAUUAUUUACGCCUAUUACUAGAGAUGGAUGACAACGACGAUUUCCCUAUUCGCAAAACUUACGAGUUUUUCAAUGACCUUUAUCACAGAUUCAUACUAACAACCAAAGUGGAAAUGAAGUGCAUGUGCUUACAAGCUAUGGCUAUUGUUUACGGAAGAUAUUUUGAGGAUAUCGGGCCUUUUAGUGACACCAAAUACAUUAUCGGAAUGUUGGAUAAAUGUUUCGAUAAAUUGGAACGCGAUAAAUUAGUUAUGUUUAUAAAUAAGCUUAUCAUGCAUAGAAAGAACGUGCGUGAGCUGUUGGAUGCUGGCGGAGUUCGAAUUAUGGUUGAUCUUCUAACUUUAGCUCAUCUGCACACGUCCAGAGCAGUUAUGAGGACUCAAACUAACGUAAUUGAAUCUGGUAACAUUGCUGAUCCAUCAAUGGAAAAAGAGUGGUAUUAUAUGGUCGAAUCAAGAAGGCAAGGACCUCUAAGUUUUAAUGAUAUCAAAGAAUUAUAUUCGAAAGGUGAUCUGAAUAAGAAAACUAAAUGCUGGGCAUACGGCUUGGACGGUUGGAGGAUGCUCUUUCAAUUGCCUCAAUUGAAAUGGUGCCUAAUGGCAACAAAUAAUCCUUUCUACAAUGAAAGUGACCUCGCUUCAUUAAUACUGACUGUAUUAAUUAAAAUGUGCGAAUAUUAUCCAAGUCGGGAUCAAGAUGAUGCGAUCAUAAGGCCUUUGCCGAAAGUAAAAAGGUUAUUGUCGGAAGGGAUCAACCUAUCGCACAUUGUUCAAUUGCUUCUCACAUUCGAUCCUAUUCUUGUAGAAAAAGUAGCUACUUUAUUAACGGAAGUAAUGCGCGAUAAUCCGGAGAUGACGAACCUUUAUAGAACUGGAGUAUUCUAUUUCAUUUUGAUGUAUACAGGGAGUAACGUUUUACCGAUUGCACGAUUUCUUCAACUCACUCAUAUGAAGCAGGCGUUCAAAGCAGAAGAAGCUUCUACCGAUAUCAUGCAGAGAAGUAUCUUAGGACAUCUACUUCCAGAGGCUAUGAUUUACUAUCUAGAAAAUCAUGGAGCCGAGAAGUUUGCGCAAAUAUUUCUUGGAGAAUUCGAUACUCCUGAAGCAAUUUGGAAUUCGGAGAUGAGAAGAUUACUGAUUCAGAAGAUCGCAGCUCACAUAGCUGAUUUUACGCCGAAAUUGCGAAGCAACACGAUGGCUCGGUAUAAUUACAUAGCAAUACCAGCAAUAAGGUAUCCACAAUUGGAGAGGGAACUGUUCUGCAACAUAUUCUAUUUACGUCAUUUGUGCGAUAUAAGUAAAUUCCCCAAUUGGCCAAUACAGGAACCGGUUAAGCUUCUUAAAGAUGUGCUAGAGGCUUGGAAAAUGGAAGUCGAGAAGAAGCCGCCAGUUAUGACAGUCGAUCAGGCUUACAAAUGUUUAGGUUUGGAAGGAACUCCGGAAGAAGCAACUAUUAGGAAAGCUUACUACAAGUUGGCGACGCAGUUCCAUCCGGAUAAGAAUCCGAACGGAAGGGAACGCUUCGAGCAAAUUAGUCAGGCCUACGAGUUCUUGUGCAGUCGCAGUAGUUGGAGAGACGGUCCUAAUCCGCAUAACAUUGUAUUAGUAUUAAGAGCUCAAAGUAUUCUCUUCGGCAGAUAUUCUGAUGAAUUGAAACCGUACAAGUAUGCUGGUUAUCCUCAGUUAAUAAAAACCAUACAAAUCGAGACUGUGGAUGAUCGGUUGUUCUCAAAGAGCGCUCCCUUGUUGACAGCUGCUACUGAACUUGCCUACCACACAGUGCAAUGUUCUCCAUUGAAUGCCGAAGAGCUACGAAGAGAAAAUGGAUUAGAGAUUCUAUUGGAAGCCUAUUCGCGUUGCGUUGAUGUUGUUAACAAUUCUUCCAAGCCGAACGAAACAUGCGUAGAGGUGUCUCAACAUAUAACCAAGUGCUACUGCGUCGCUGCACAGUUUACUGCGUGCAGAGAAAAGAUGAUCGAGAUGCCAGAGCUUGUUAAAGAUUUAUGCAGAUUGCUCUAUUUCAAAAAAUUAAUCAAAUUAUGUUACGUCGCGACGGAAUGCGUAAGCGCCUUAGCGCACGAUUCCAUUUUGCAGAUGCAACUGUUGAAAGCUGGCGCCCUUUGGCAUCUUCUCUUAUUUAUGUUCAAUUACGACUAUACAUUGGAUGAAGGUGGCGUCGAGAAGAGUGAGAAUGAGAAUCAGCAGGAAGUCAGCAAUCGUCUUGCCAAGGAAGCCGUGAAGGCAUGCGCCCGUCUCGGGGGAUACCUAAAGGGUGACCUGGAAUCACCAGAGAAUCCGGUGACCCGAAAUAUUUUAAAUAUAAUUUUAACGCCUUAUCUUGCUAAUCAAUUGAACUCUGAUUCACCGGAAAAGGUUUUGAAGUUGCUGAACAGCAAUUGUGAAACCCCAUAUUUAGUGUGGAACAAUGCCACUAGAUCUGAACUGCUAGAAUUCUUGGAGAACCAAAGACAAGCUCGUGAAGAGGCGGACUUGUGCAUCGAUGAUUCUAGCUUCAACUACUCUAGCCACAAAGAUGAACUGGUUAUUGGUGGAAUAUUUAUUAAGAUUUACAAUCAACAGCCGGCUUACCAAAUCGAGAAACCCAAAGAAUUUAUCAUAGAAAUUCUGACUUUCUUAAAAGAGCAAUACAAGUAUAUUAAGGAUUUGGUGAAUAUAGCCUUCUCGGUUACUAUUAAGGAUCGAUUGGAGCAUACCGCGAUGGCUUUGAAAGCACUUGCUAAUUUAAUGAAGAACAAUUCUGGUGUGGAUAUGCAAUGCAUAGGUCACUUCAAUUUGAUGUUUAACAUGUUAAACGUAUCGGAUGCCCUGAUCCAGCAGGAAACUUUGAAUGUGAUUUCCAUAGUCACCAGAAAUAACGAAUGCGUUAAUGAUAUUGCUGCUAGCGAAGUCCUAGGUUACCUUUUGCUCGUGCUGUACACGAUGCAGGACUCUCAACUGCAGAUCUUGGAUGUUCUACACGCGUUGAUGUCCACUACAAAAUUGGUGAAGGAAGCUCUGUCCAAAGGCGCCCUUAUCUAUUUACUAGAUUUGUACUGCAACUCGGCAGUCCUUCAAAUAAGGGAAUCGUCGGCGGCGUUGCUUGCGAAAAUGAUCGCAGAUAAAUUGGUGGGGCCCAAAGUGAAAUUAUCAUUAUCCUCAUUCCUGCCUCCGAUUUUCGCUGAUGCAAUGCGCGAUAGUCCAGAAACUUCAGUGCACAUGUUCGAGCAAGCCAAUGAACAUCCAGAAUUGAUUUGGGAUCAAGACGCCAAAGAUAGGGUCUGCGUUACUGUAGCGAGACUGCGAAGAGAACAUCAAUCUUCGCAAGCGCAAGAUCCAACUAUGCUGUGGAAAUUACCGGACAUUAAUGGUGUUUCUAACGUGGCCAAUCCUAAUGAAUUUGUAGUAGCCGGAGUAUACGUAAGGAUAUUUAUAUCGAAUCCCGCUUGGACUCUCCGAAAACCGAAGGAAUUCCUAUCGGAACUCAUGGAAACCUGCUUGACUCUAAUGGCUAAGGAUAAACCGAAUGUUGACUUGCUGGAAAUGGCAACUAAAGCACUUUGCUUGUUGCUUCAAGCGCAACCAGCUUUAUUGGAACUAAUCCCGUCGAUGGGGUACAUUCCUAGGUUGUGCAAGCAGAUAGGUUCAAACGUGCGGCAGAUUUCGGUACCAAAAGCAGGCAUUCAAAUUCUGAAUUCGCUCUCUUACAGCACUACUUGCAUAACGUCCAUAUCUCAAUCGGAAAUAAUGCAUCCAUUGAAGCAAGCAAUGCAAGUUCGCAGAGAUAUGAUAGCUGUAGCAUGCGAGUCUUUGAACAGGCUGUUCUCUGCUAAUCAAGAUCAAUUGGUUAAGCAAGCUCUGGACGUGGAUUUCGUCCAAUUCUUGCUCGAGCUUCUGGACAAUCGUUUAGAAGUCAUCGAAAAUCCGUCGAUGACCAAAGCGCAAAUCGUGAAAGCCUUAAAGGCGAUGUGUCGCAGCUUAAUGUACGGCGAUAGAGUCACCAGUUUAUUGGACAAAAGUUCAGUAUGGUGCGAUUACAAGGAUCAAAGGCACGAUCUGUUCAUCUCCAACACCCCAAGCAUUGGUUAUUUAACAGCCGGUACUCCGACUACUGCAGGUUAUUUAACGCAAGGCCCAAGCAAUAAUAAAUUAGUAUCUGGUCCGCCUCCUGUGGACAAGGAUGACCCCAACCUAAGAGCCGACGGUCUUUGA
Molecule: messenger RNA, 6843 nt
Organism: Nicrophorus vespilloides
Lineage: Eukaryota; Metazoa; Arthropoda; Insecta; Coleoptera; Silphidae
Gene: Rme-8
Product: dnaJ homolog subfamily C member 13
Exons: 24
Coding region: 142-6843 (2233 amino acids)
Biological process (GO): endosome organization; receptor-mediated endocytosis; regulation of early endosome to late endosome transport
Cellular component (GO): endosome membrane
Source: RefSeq, a predicted model, not a curated record